This is a messenger RNA of Aedes aegypti (yellow fever mosquito), 1493 nucleotides long. RefSeq names its product hepatitis A virus cellular receptor 1-like. Lineage: Eukaryota; Metazoa; Arthropoda; Insecta; Diptera; Culicidae. The transcript has 2 exons. The coding region runs from base 204 to 1325 and encodes 373 amino acids. The record is from RefSeq and is a predicted model, not a curated record.
GGGCUUUAGUAUAGAUUCGAAAGUUAACCAUCGGUGAGGAUCGAUGGCAAGAACGUUUUGUAGUCUACUACGGUAGGAGCGACAGAACUGAAGGACGCACGCAGAUACUCGGUUUGAUUUGGUGUGAUAAUUAACCCGGAAGCGGAUAUAGUGCAGUGCGAAAAUUCAACGAAUAAGCAAAGACUGAUAAAAAGUGCAUUAAAAUGAAAUUGUUCAUAAUAUUUUUAACAGCCCUAGUGGCUACAGCUCAAUCCGAGUUCAAUGGAUACACCUAUAGCACGCCAACAUGCCAACUGCAGACGCCGACAUAUAUCACCUCUACUGUCGUUAGCACAAACUACCAAACCAUAAAAAUACCGACCAACCCAAGCACCCAAUAUGUCACUAGAGUUUCUACAAUCAUCCAAACGUCCGCCUUCACGGAAACUGUUCCAGUUUACAACACAAUAACACGUACCAAUACUGUUACGCGAACUGCACCUCCUCUACCACCAACGACAAUCUACAACACUGUUACUCAGCCUCCUCAAGUUUCAACUGUAGUUUCCACUAUUGUCAGACCAACUCCAGUAUACCAAACAAUCAGGGAUGUUGUGACUGUCACCCAACCUCCAAUUGUUCUUCCUCCACAAACUAUUGUAAGAACUCUUACGCAGCCCCCAGUAACCUCAUAUCAGACUUCUGUAGUCACACAGACUGUUCCUGUUGUAACUAGAAUUACAAAUGUGGUGAACGUACCUGGACCAACCAUUACUCUGCCACCAGUGACUGCCACUAGAACUCAAACUUUACCUCCGGUAACGCGGUUCAGCACUUCCUACCUUACAACCACCACACCAGUUAUUCAAUACUCAACUGUCACUCUUCCACCUGUUACACGUACGCUUCCCGCUGAAACUGUUCUUAGAACAACGACCUUACCUCCAGUAACAACAACAUCCACCUCUAUCAUUGCUACACCUACUCCAGUCUACCGUACUAUCGUUCAAACUGUAACUACUUCACUGCCACCUCUGCCACCAAGCACUCGGGUAAUCUAUUCUACCGUUGUUCAGCCUCCGGUAAUCCAAACCGUUCAGCUGACAAGCACUUUGAUCAAACGUGACACCCAGAUUAUUACGCGCACCAUCACAAGCACUGCUUCUAUCCCUGUUCCUGAGUACGUCACAAAGACCAUUCAACUGCCGCCAGUGACCAAGACUGAAAUUUGUAAACCUACAAACGCCUACCUACCGACGAAACCUGACAACGAAUACCUCCCUCAAUUCAAAGAACAACGUGGUGCUGACUAUCAGCCUCGCUAUAAUGACAUCUACCAGUAUUGAUGAAGAUUCCAGUCACCUCCAGCUAAACCCGAACAUGAUACUCAACGAUAUGGUAUGAAUGGCUCAUGUGUACAUGAAACUGUUGUGUUCCACAAGAAAAAGAAAAUACAUCCGAAGUAGUUGUUUGAAUGCUAGAAUAUGAAAUAAAUGUACAUUUUGAAAAAAAAA